GCGAGAUAGAGGAGAAGAAGAACAAGAAGUAGAAAAAAUAGAGGAACUCCGUGAAACUCGAUCUACCUUUAGUUGGUCUUCUCUCUCAAUCAGACAGACUCCUUAUUGUUUAGAAUGAUAGAUCAUUCAUUCUAAAAUACCACCCUGGCCUCCCUCCUCAAUUUCGCCAGGGCCCUCAGUCUCACAUUUCUCUCCUUGCACGACCAACACAACCAAAACUUUCUUCCUUCUUCUCCCUCCGCCUUCCUGCUAAUGGAGGAGAAGCUCCGCCACUAAUCUCCCUUAUAUUCCCGCCGGAAGGCACAACCAAAUUACAAACCGGGAGAAGAAGAAGGCAAUAAGUCGAUCCUAAAUCAAUAAAAAAACCCAAAAUGAUCUUCGACAUCGACAGUAAUGGCAGUAUGCGCCGCGUACUAACGGCGAAAGAGCCCUCGCUACUCUUAAUCCGACCAUCCUCGCCGACAAUAGCUCGUCGGGACUCGUUCCUCCCUCCCCGCCACCGUCGGAGCUACUCAGCAUCCGACGCUUCCUGCUGCAGCGGGAGGUUCGGCGAGUUGGCCGGAGGGACGACGGCGGAGUGCGCGGCGAUUGCAUGUUGCUGCCCCUGUGGACUCGCAAAUCUUCUCUUCCUCACCAUCUACAAAGUUCCUGUGGGACUCUGCAAGAAGGCUAUGCGGCGAAAGAGGCAGCAACAUCUGAUGAAGAAGGGACUCCUCCUCCCACGCGCCCGACGAUGCCAGUGCGGUUGUGACAACACCGAGGUUCAGAUUCACCCCAUCCACGGCGACCCUCAGUCCUUCGACCUCCAGAUGAUGAUGGGGAUGCACUUGGAUUUUGAUGAGGACGACCUCGAUGCCACAACAAAGAAGCUACGCUCUGGCGGAGGGGAGGAAAUGAUGAAGCUGGAGAAGGAGAUGUGGGAGACUUUCUACGACACCGGGUUCUGGAGGAGCCCAUCACAUAGGGAGGAGCCCAUCACAUAGGGAGGCUCUCGGCGCUGUCGGUGGUGUAAAGAGGAACAAUAUCCCCUCAGUCUCCGAUGAGUCCAAUAACCCUAGAGAAGUUUCAUCCAUGCUUAGAAAAAUGUAAGUCCGGGUGAAGUUAAAAAGAGAGAGAAAUCUCUUCUGAAAAGAUGGAAAAUUGAGAGAUGAAACUAGAAAUGGGGUUAAAUGGUUUGAAUCUAUCAAUGCAUUUUUGUUUUUUUUUUUAUUCUUCAUUCUUUCUUUCAAUCAAACCCCUUGCAAAUAUUCAUAGCAGUAUGUCUGUCGUUAUUGUCUCCACCGAUAAACUGUUAUAAUUGUUUUUUACCGGAUUGGAGGUUAACUUUUUUUCAAUCGUUCAUCACUUGAACAACUAUAUUACUCAUUGUAAAAGGGUUUUUUUGUGUUUUGUAAUGAUUUCCAAAUGUACAACAAGCCUGGAAUCAUGUAUGAAUUUGAGAAAGCAACCUAUAAUUGUUUUUGCAGUAUUUAGGUUGGUUUGUGAGUAUUGAUGAAUAUAAUUUGGUCUUGAUUUUCAUAAAUGAAUCAAUUUCUGCUAUUUUUGUGUUCUUCUUGCCAUAUGUGGUUGAGGAAAUGAACAAAUUAAGGCAGGAAAAAAGGGGAGACGGAUGUUAUGUGGGAAGGGGAAGGGUCAAAAAGGUAAACUAAAAAGAGAGAAAACAAAGCCCAGGAUUUUACUCGUCUAGUAAUUAAGUGGCGAUCUCAAAAUAAGUUAAGCGUGCAAGUGAAAAAAUGUUUGAGAUUGUUCAUGUUUGUUAUCUUUGUCGCCAUUCCUCUUGUUAUGCUCUUUCCUUUCCAUUCUUCAUUUGUAUUCGCAAACUGAAGCUGUGGGUGUUCCGAUCCAUACACAGUCAAGAGAGUGCAUAAACAAGGUGUUAGAACCAAUGUUGACAGAACCGAACCGGAGCAUGAACCGAUAUAUUGAAUGGUUCAUACUUUAUUGGUUUAAACGGUAUUAGACCGUUGAAAAUCGGUACACAAUAUAUAUGAAUAUUAUAGAUAAGUAUUGACAUUAUAUAAAUAUAUGCAUUAAAAUGUAAUAAAUACAAAUUUUGAGAACUAAGUGGUAAUUUGUCUUUGAUAUAUAUAAGACCAAAACCCUAAAACCAACCUACCCUCCAUCCUCCCCUUGUCCGCCGCACUUCAGUCUUCACUCUCCAAACUUUUAGAGAAACUCUACAAUCUCCCCCAUCCACCAUCCCCACUUUACCUCUCUCAAUCUCUCUCCCAUCUUCUCCUCCCUCACGUCACAUACCCCAACUUCUCCCCUUUUCCUCAUUCCACCUUCCGGCGCUAUAAAUCAAAUCCCAUUACAAUAGAUAUUCUCGAUUCCUUCUUUAAUUUCUCUUUCUUCUUCCAAUCUUCUUCUGAUCCACUAACCCACCUAAAUCGUACAUAAUGUAGUAAAAAAGUGAAGCUUGACUGCAGCGGAGAGCCGACCUGGGAAGCAACCGCAAGCAAGCCGUCGAGCAGCUCCCUUCCCUUCGUCCCCCAGCAUCUGGCCCUGAGGCGUUUUUGUGGCGGCAAAGAGAUGGGAACUGGUUGGUUGGUUGGAAUGGUUUGAGCGGUUAACCACUCUGUCCGCUCAGCGACCGGCCUUCCUAACCGUUGCGGUUUUUAGAGUGUUCCGGACCAGACUGGUCAUCGGGUGCUGGUUUUACCGGUCCGACCGGCCGGUUCAGGUCGGCUUUAAUAACAUUGGUUAGAACGC
Linum trigynum is the source of this 2712-nucleotide messenger RNA. The record is from the annotation of a GenBank genome assembly. Lineage: Eukaryota; Viridiplantae; Streptophyta; Magnoliopsida; Malpighiales; Linaceae.